Chiloscyllium plagiosum (whitespotted bambooshark) is the source of this 3996-nucleotide messenger RNA. The record is from RefSeq and is a predicted model, not a curated record. NCBI's taxonomy places the organism in Eukaryota, Metazoa, Chordata, Chondrichthyes, Orectolobiformes, Hemiscylliidae.
UCUCUGAUCAACUAUAAAUCCUCGAUGGUGAUGCGAUCUAUCCAUGAGCUGCUCGAGGACACAUCCGGCCACACUAACAUCGGAAUUCCCAAGCACCUAAGUGAGAGCCGCCUGGGCUCUGUUCUGUCUUCCUCCUCAGACUCCGAUGAUAUUGACGAGUUCCCCUUUAUCCCGAAACCCCUGCAGCCUGAGCUUCUGUCCUGCCGGCUACCCCUACAGCAACUCCGGCGAGACCAUUACCAGGCGUCGGUCGCGCAGAAUGGACUGGGCCCAGCGGCUGGUGAGGAGGCAGUGUCUGAGCGGAGAGCCGCUCCCAGCCCCUCGCCCAGGAAAAGUAAAGAAGAGUUGGAGCAGAGCCAAGGUCGGAGGAAGGAGAAUGGGGAGGCCAAACCGGAGGGUGCAACCAAAACCCGGCCAAAGGUAUCGAGGAAGAGAUCAACGGAUGUCGAACCUCCUGAGUCCUCCUCGGAUGAAGACUCUGAGGCUCAGAGGAAGCCCGGAACGCUGAAGCGUAGUCUACGGAAGGGAGUGAGCAUUGACUCCCCGGAUUCUCUGCGGGCGGAAGCGGCCUCUAGGAGGGGAGAGUUCCGCCGGGGCAGUUCCGCUGACUCCGCCCUGGCUCUGUUGGGUGCCCAGGAAGCAGGUGAGGGCACGGGCAAGGAGGAGGAGGAGGUGAGGACACGGGCGGAGGGGCCAGGCAGGCUAAAGAAGUCCAUGUCCAUGGAGCUGCCCAGGAGGAGCCCGAGCCCUGGAAGGCUGGAUGACCUGGCGGCCCAGAGGCGUAAGGGAGCAGGCCCCCUGCAGGAGGACUACGCCCUGAAACUUGAGCUGAUGAGGCAACGCCUCCUACGGGGCGGCUCCGUCGACAGCAAGAUGAGCGGCCUGCGGGGCCCCCUGCUGGAGCACCUGGGAAUCCCGGAUGAGCCCAAGCCACGUUCCUCAUCCCUGGAACGUCAUUCCCUCCGUCCUCCGAGGCCAGAGAAGGCCGCCACCCAGCCCAGGUUGGCCAGGGCAGUGUCGAGUGAGACGGCUCCUAGUGAGGAGCCCUCUGAAGGCCGUAUCCUGAGGAAAAGUGCCUCAUUCUCCCAAGGGGAGCCCACAAUCCUGCACCGGCCCGUGGGAGCGCCGCUGGAAAUUCCUGUCCCGCAGCCGGAUUCCAGAGGCUACUCUGAGCCCUCCUUCCCACUGAAGGAGUCGCCCUCGCUCUCGGCGUUGACCGAUCCUUCCAAGUACGACGGUUCAAGACCCCCGACGCCGGUCAGGUCCGCUAUCAACAAAGAGCAGAGAGAGGCCACGCCUGAUAUGAAGAUGGUGGAGGAGCCCAAGCCAGAGGUGGAGGGGCCCUGCAGGAAGACAAUGAUCGGAAAGACUGCAGUCAUCACCCACAGCAACCUGACAGCUGACACGCCCACCCUCACCCCUUCCAGUCUCGCCUCCGAGCUGCCCCAGGCAGACGACCAACCCUUGAUGACCACCACCAUCCCAACCCCCACCUCCCGCGGAGAACGAUUAAGCGUGGGACCAGCUGCUGGGGGCAAACUCCAAGCACCUGCCCCAGCAGCUCCCCUGGCAGUCAGGCCCCUCCCCAUCCCAGAGCCACUGGAUAUUACCUCUGUGUCUGCUCAAGGGGCAACAGACGUGGUCAAGGCCUGGGAUGGCUUGGACGAGAGCCCUAGUGAUAGGGCCCCAGGCUUCCCACAGAACAGCCAGCCACCGGUGAUCGCUCUGGCUCCUGGAGACGGUGUCAAGCCCCCUGUCCUGGUCCCCCAGCCAGAUGGAGCACCCCUGGGACAGGGGGAGCAGGGUCAGCCCAGUCCAAACCAGAAGGCCGUCCCCGCCAUCAAAGUCAAGUCAUCCAGUAUGGGCCAGUUCCUGAACAUCGAGAAUAUCGAUUCGGAGGAGAUCUUUGAGGCCAAGUUUAAGAAGGCGAAACAGUCAUCGUUGACCCGAAGUCUCAAACAUCUGAUGAGACCCAAAUCUGAGGAGAAGUUGGGGCAACCAGCCCAGAAAGGGGACAACAUUUACCGCCCGGGGGAACGCGGGGCACCUAUACAAGUCCUGAAGGGGCAAGAGACUUCCCUCAGCUACAGUGAGGGCAAAUCCAGGUCCAGGUCUGAGCAGAACAUUCCAGAAGCUGCAAAGGAGCCCAGCUUCGUCAGGAAGCUGUCACUGAGGUUCAAAGGGGUGCCAGCAAAGGAGGAGAAGGUGAGGGAUGAGUUGCCAGUUGGAGGUCGCAAGCAUUCCUGGUCUUUUGGGAGAAGCAGUGGGAAGGACAGGAAGCCGGAGGAGGGGUCAAACUGGGAGAGCGGGAAACGGGAGCCCACCUCCCCCCUGAGUGAGUCUGACCCCCUCCACAAGGAACACAAGGACUCACCAGCCCUGGCCGUGAGGAGAAGAAUCGAGUCAACAAUCUCGGGCAUCUCUCUGCGGUUCAGCCGGAGCCACUCAGAGGAGAGGGUGGAGGGUAUCGCCUCAGAGCCCGGGGUCCCCGCUCUACAGGAGGUGAAGGAGGGCAAGCGGGGUCCCUUCCUGUCCCUACUGAGAAGAUCCACCUCGGAGGCAGGGUCGCUGAAGAAGGUGGGCAUCCCACAGAACCAGCUGGCAACGCAGACUCGCCCAUCCUCAGAGUCACUGCAGUCAGACACCAGUGUGUCCUCCAAACAGGAGAAAGCAUCUGCUCAUGGUGAGCGAAGGUCACAGUGGGAACGCUGGGGGUUCCUGCGAAUGAGGAGAGACAAGGCGAUAUCACAACCCAAUAUCUCCCUGGCUGUGGCAUCUGAGGAAGCUUCAAUGCUCUAUCACAGAAGUGCUUCAGAUUUCCCUCCUGUCUUCCAUGUUAAACUUAAAGACCAGGUGCUGCUUGAAGAUGAUUCCUUGACUCUCUGUAGUUUACCAGCAGGAAGCCCCACUCCCACUGUCAUCUGGUCAAAAGACCAACAGCCUCUUGUCUCUGAUGACCGGGUUUUGAUCGUCUCCUGUCCUGAUGGCCGCCAACUCGUCACCAUCACAAAGACCUCACGAAAGGACAUUGGCGUGUACGAGUGCUCAGCCACCAACCCACUGGGUUCAGCCCACAGCUCCUGCACUGUCUCCCUCGCUCGGCUCCCCGGGAGGCCAGGACCCCCCGAAAUCCCUCAGAUGUACAAGAACACAGCACUCAUCCUGUGGAAACCUGCCGAUACACUGGGCCCUUGCACCUACACGUUGGAGCGGAAACGUUCUGGAGAGGACAGCUGGAAGGUUAUCUCCGCUGGAAUCACUGACUGUUUCUUCAAUGCUACUGAGUUAACAAGUGGGACCCUCAGGUUUCGAGUGGCUUGUGUUAACAAGGCUGGUCAAGGCCCCUACAGUCCAAUUUCAGAGAGGAUUGUUAUAGAGGAGGAGAAACCAGAGCAACAGUCCCUGGCUGCUCUAAGCAUCCCCUCUGUGCCAGUCUAUCCAGCUGAAGUGACACCAGCCCAAGUGCCAGGACCCUCACCCAUUACCCCCCAAUCGACAUCCACAUUGACAGUGACCCCAACCUCCUCAAAGUUCACUCCUGUCCCAACAACAACCCCUACCCCAAAGACAGUGACCCCUGCCCCAACAGUGACCCCUGCCCCAACUGCGAUCUCCAUCCCAAAGACAAUGACCCUUACACCAAUAGUGACCCCUGCCCCAACAGUGACAUCUACCCCUAAGACAGUGACCCCUGCCCCAACAAAGGUCAUGCCUGUGGCCACCUCCCCUGUCAUUCCAUCGGUCUCCCCAUUGGCAGCUGCUACCUUACCCAUCUCUCCAGCAUCAUUCCCCUCUUCUCCAGCUCGAGAGGCUGCCACACCCCAGAGCGUCUCUCCCGUGGGAUCGGACUCUGCAGCAACUCCCACCAGGCUCUCCCCCAGCUCCCGACUGGCUGAUGGUUCCACCAUGGGACUGAGGCCAGGUGUCCCCCAGAAACCCUACACGUUCAUGGAGGAGAAGGCCAGGUAAGGUUUCAGGAGGUGGUGCUGACACCUC